AUGUGGAUCGAGCCGGAGGAGGUGCUUCUUGCCGGAGCUCUGUGGAUGUCAGAGCGGGCCAAUCCGUUCUUCAUCCUGCAGAGGAGGAGGGGGCACGGCCGCGGAGGGGGGCUGUCCGGUCUUCUUGUGGGGACUCUAGAUGUGGUUCUGGACUCGAGUGCCAGGGUGGCCCCCUACAGAAUCCUGUUGCAGACUGCAGACUCUCAGAUCUACUGGAACAUUGCUUGUGGGUCAUCCCGCAAGGAGAUUACGGAGCAUUGGGAUUGGCUGGAAUCCAAUCUGCUGCAGACAAUCUCCAUAUUUGAUAAUGAUGAAGAUGUCAUCACCUUCGUCAAAGGAAAAAUCUCUGGCAUAAUUGCGGAAGAGAACCGGCUGAAGCAGAGUGAUGACCAGGAGGAGGACAGCGGGAAGUUUCGAGAGGCAGAGCUAAAGAUGAGGAAGCUCUUUGGGAUGCCUGAGGAGGAGAAGCUGGUGAACUAUUACUCGUGCAGUUACUGGAAGGGUCGAGUGCCACGGCAGGGCUGGCUCUACCUGUCCAUCAACCAUCUGUGCUUCUACUCCUUCCUGCUGGGAAAAGAAGUGACUCUGGUGGUGCCAUGGACCGAGGUGACCCAGCUGGAGAAGAAUGCUACCCUGGUAUUUCCAGAGAGUGUGCGUGUGAGCACCCGGAACGCAGAACAUUUCUUCUCCAUGUUCUUGAACAUCAAUGACACCUUCAAGCUCAUGGAGCAGCUCGCUAACAUCGCCAUGCGACAGCUGCUCGACAAUGAGGGAUUCGCUGCUGACCGAUCGCUGCCCAAACCCUGCAAGACACUGAAAAACGUCUCUGCUCUAAAGAGGGACUUUGAUGCCCGAGCUAAGAACGAGCGGUACCGCUCCAUGUUCCGGCUUACACAGGACGAGCGGCUGGACGGACACACAGACUGCACGCUGUGGACGCCGUUCGCCAAAAUGCAUGUGGUGGGACAGCUCUUCAUCUCUAACAGCUACGUCUGCUUCAGCAGCAGAGAAGAAGACCUGUGUCAGCUAAUUAUCCCACUCAGAGAGGUGACCAUUGUGGAGAAGGCGGACAGCAGUAGUGUCUUACCGUGUCCCGUCUCAAUCAGCACCAAGAAUAAGAUGAAUUUUCUCUUCGCCAACCUCAAAGACCGAGACUUCCUGGUGCAGCGAAUCUCAGACUUCCUGCAGCGAACACCUGACAGCUCAUGGGGGGACACUGGCCCGCUGUCUCUGAUUGGUUCCUCGGGGUCCUCCAGCGUCCUCCUGUCCUCUUCAACAGGAUCUGACUCCGUCCACAAGGGGCGCCAUUACCACCCUGGUCUGCCUACUGCAAAACAGAGUCUGCUGCAGCUAUACCAUCGAGAUGGUCCAGAGGACCUUGGUCCCAAAGCUAUGAAGGAGAGGAUGAAGGAGGAGGCCUGGAACAUCCAUUUUUCAGAGUUUGGUCGAGGUGUCUGUAUGUACAGAACCUCCAGAACCAGAGAACUUGUCCUCAAUGGGAUCCCAGAAAGCCUGAGGGGGGAGCUGUGGUUGCUGUUCUCUGGAGCUCAGAAUGAAAUGGCAUCCCACCCUGGUUACUACAGCGACCUGGUGGAACAGGCCAUGGGGCUGUGCUCAUUGGCUACUGAAGAGAUCGAACGAGACCUUCAUCGCUCGAUGCCUGAACACAGAGCCUUCCAGAAUGAGAUGGGUAUUGCUGCGCUGCGCCGGGUACUCACAGCCUACGCCCACCGGAACCCAAACAUUGGUUACUGCCAGGCCAUGAACAUCGUCACCUCUGUCCUGCUGCUCUACAGCACCGAGGAAGAAGCCUUCUGGCUGUUGGUGGCGCUGUGCGAGCGCAUGCUGCCCGACUACUACAACACUCGGGUCGUAGGAGCUCUGGUCGAUCAAGGAGUGUUUGAAGAUCUGACGCAAGCCUUCCUGCCUCAGCUCUAUGAACACAUGCAGGACCUGGGAGUGAUCACCACCAUCAGCCUGUCCUGGUUCCUCACCCUGUUCCUGUCUGUGAUGCCAUUUGACAGCGCUGUCCUGUUGGUCGACUGCUUCUUCUAUGAAGGGAUCAAGGUCAUUUUCCAGGUUGCGCUGGCUGUCCUUCAUGACAACAUGGAUGCUCUACUGGCCUGCAGUGAUGAGGGGGAGGCUAUGACCAUCCUGGGCAGGUACCUGGAUAACGUUGUGAACAAACAGACCGUGGCUCCGCCCAUCCCUCACCUUCACGCCCUGCUGACCAGUGGAGAUGACCCUCCCCCAGAAAUUGAUGUCUUUGACCUCAUCAAGGCAUCCUAUGAGAAGUUUGGCAGCCUGCGGUCUGAUGUCAUUGAGCAGAUGAGGUUCAAGCAGAGGUUAAAGGUCAUCCAGUCUUUGGAGGACACAGCACAGAGGAGUGUGGUGAGGGCGAUGAUGACAGAGUCUGAAUUCAGCAUCGAGGAGUUGGAGGAGCUUUACUGUCUCUUUAAGUCCAAACAUAUGACCAGCUGUUACUGGGGGUCCAGCAGCUCAGCAGCGGAGCGCCACGAUCCUAGCCUGCCAUACCUGGAGCAGUACCGGAUCGACCCAAUCCAGUUCUCUCAGCUCUUCUCUGCCCUCUCGCCCUGGGUCUGUGGAAGCCACACUGCUAUGCUAUCGGCCCGUCUCUUCAGGCUCCUGGACCAGAACCAGGAUGGGCUGGUCAACUUUAAAGAGUUUAGCACUGGCCUCAGUGGGAUGUAUCACGGAGACAUGAUGGAGAAACUGAAGCUUCUCUACAAGCUCCACCUCCCUCCAGCUCUGUGUGCUGAGGAGGCGGAGUCUGCUUUGGAGGCCACUCACUUCUUUACCGAGGACCAACAACCAGAAUCUUCCUUCCUGUCUGAUCUGGACUCUGUGCGGAGGCAGGAAUUGGCAUCAGGUGAGGAACCAAAGGCUGGAGAAGAAGAAGAGGAAAAGAAAGAGGUGAAGGACUACAGGUAUUACUUGAGGAUGUGGGCUAAAGAGAAGGAGCCCAAGAGAGAAACCAUCAAAGACUUGCCCAGGAUGAACCAGGAACAAUUUAUUGAGCUGUGCAAGACCCUGUACAACAUGUUCAGCGAGGAGCCAUCCGAGCAGGAGCUCUACCACGCCAUCGCCACUGUUGCCAGCCUGCUUUUGCGGAUAGGAGAGGUCGGCAAGAAGUUUGGCAACGGGGCCAAAAAGUGUGAGGCUCAGGCCCCGCCUCCUGCCCAGCAGGUGGAAGAGGGGCCCGGCGAAGGAACUUCGGCUGAGGCUCAGAUCUGCCGUGCUCUGGCCGAUGCCCAGCUGGAGCUGCCGGCACCGCAGACGUCCGACGAGGAAACGAAAGACGACACAUCUGUGUCGUCGUACUCGAUGGUGAGCUCCGGUUCUCUGCAGUGCGAGGACAUCGCUGAUGACACCGUGCUGGUAAGCGGAGAGCACAGGCGGGGCAGCACGCUGGAUGCGGAUUGGUCAAUUACUUUCGAGCAAGUGCUGGCCUCACUAUUGACGGAGCCAGCCCUUGUUGAGUAUUUCGAGAGGAAGACGGACAUCCAGGUCAAAAUAGCCGCUUGUAAGGCUCAGCGUGCUGUGGAGCGUCAGAUAAGCUCUGCGUCAGACCAUGAACUCAACCAGCAUAUCUCCUGACUCACCUGAGCACCUUACUGACCUGAGCAUCUAAUUUCCUGAUAACCUGUCUGACCACUUUACCGAUCACAUCACUACUCAAUCACCUGACCCCUUGAUUGGUCACCUGAUCCCUUGAUUGGUCACCUGGCCCAGUGAUUGGUCUCCUGGCCCCCCCCGAGCGGCCAUCUGGGCCCCCGAUUGGUCACCUGAUCAGUCACGGCCUCCAUUCGACUCUAAGAAUCACCCACAAUGAUAGUGACCUGGAGUUAUCAGUCAUUUUACAAGGAAGUCACUGACAGACCUAUGAUAUCAUCAUCAUCAUGUGAUUCCUAUGUGUGUCAUAGUAAAAGCUUUUAUGGAAGGGGAUUGUGGGGCUUUUAUUGUGAAAGAAAAGCAGAAAGUGUUGGUCGUUGAUCUCUUAUUGGUUACUGAAUCUGCUACAGAACCAAAACACACAGGCAUGUAAAAACCCUGUAGUGAAUAUUUCAUAGAGGCGAUAUCACAGCAAGAUGAUUUUAAGAAAAUAAUGACUGAAGGAAAGCAAAUAAGUUCAGUGUUUGUAUUUUUUUCAUACUCUUAUGCCUUAGCUUUGUUCUUUUUGUUUCCAGUGUACCUCCUGUCCAUAGUGACUUCACAGUAUUUUUUUUUUAUCUGUUUAUCUGCCUGCUUUUAAAUCUGUUGUAUUGAUUGGUUAUUGAUCUGUUCUAAUAAACCUAAAAGGACCAUCCUU
This is a messenger RNA of Cyprinodon tularosa, 4330 nucleotides long. RefSeq names its product TBC1 domain family member 9B. Gene Ontology annotation, molecular function: calcium ion binding. The record is from RefSeq and is a predicted model, not a curated record. Bases 1 to 3618 code for a protein of 1205 amino acids. Lineage: Eukaryota; Metazoa; Chordata; Actinopteri; Cyprinodontiformes; Cyprinodontidae. The transcript has 23 exons.